GCCUUCCCCUCCGUCCCGCCCUUCCACUGCUGGGUAACUUUUGUUGCAAUACGGGUGUGACUUUUGCUGGUUUGAUGGAACUCCCCCUCCCAUUUAUGUCAUUACUUCUGUUCCUUUGAAUCAGAAUAAAAAGUGCAGCCAACUUCAGACUCAUUGACUGCAGGCUUAACAAGCGUCGAGACUUUUCUUCCUUCUGAGACUUGCAAGGAUAUCUGUUUUUGCAAACCAGUUCUGAGAAAACAAUGGCCAAUUUCUUCUUAUCGGCAACUUUUGGAUUAUGUUUGCUGAAGCUUUGUCUAACAGAAACACAAUUCAAUGUAAGUUGCAGAUAUGGAGGAGUUUUUCAUGUUGAGAAAAAUGGUCGCUACACUCUCACACGAUCUGAAGCAGUUGAACUCUGCAGAGCUCUCAAUAGUACUUUGUCAACACUAGAACAGUUGAAGAAAGCUCAUGAACUUGGAUUUGAAACUUGCAGGUAUGGUUUUGUAGUGGGGAAUAUUGUUAUUCCACGAAUCAAUCCCUAUCAUCUUUGUGCAGCAAAUCAUACUGGCAUUUAUAAACUUUCAGCAAACACAACUGGUCGGUACGAUGCAUACUGUUACAAUGCUACAGAAACAAGGGACAAAGCAUGUGAGCCAAUUGAAAGGCUAGAUACCUCUUUCCUCAAUCAUCAAGGUGAAAUAGUUAUUGACAAUGCAGAUGGCUCACGUUAUGAUGCAGAUGGCACACGUCAUAGCGGAGAGUCCUCAACCUCAGGAGCGGAUGAUGAAAAUGUAGGUAGUGGAUCAACACAUGACACAACUCCCAUGGAUACCUCUAUCAGGAGAUCCAGCCCCUCGUAUUACGCAAGUGCUAUUCCAGUCUCAGAGCUGCCAGGUCAUUCUUCUGGAGGGGAUGAAAAAGAAAUUCCUCGAAAAGAUUCUGAUGAUGAAAUUUCCCCUAUAUCACUUGACAUCUCUUUGGUGACGACAGCUGAUGAUUCCCGUGAAAAAGACAAUGGACAGUAUCCUGCAAGUACUAGAUCUACCUCCAGUAUAUAUGGUAAUCAAGGACCACACAAGGGACUUUAUGAAUCCACUGCUUUUCCUGGAGAGACCACCACAACAAAAAUAGUUCCACAAUCAAGGUCAGCCCAGGUACCAGAUUGGCUGAUCAUAGUUGCUGCUCUUGUGGCACUUGCAUUGAUUCUUGCAGUGUGCAUUGCUGUUAACAGUCGAAGAAGAUGUGGGCAGAAGAAAAAGCUGGUGAUUAACAACGGCAAAGGGGCAGUGGAAGACAGGAAGACAAGUGGAUUAAACGGAGGUGCCAGCAAAUCACAAGAAAUGGUGCACUUGGUUCAUAGAGAACAGUCAAGUGACCGAACAGGAGCAUGUGAUGAAUUCCUGACCACUGAUGAGACACAAAAUCAUCAGGAGCUUGACAUGAAGAGUGGAGUGUAAUAGUAUGAAGUUGCCAAGUAGAUCAGAACUGGAGAAAUCAAAAUCUCAUGGAACUUGGACAGCAAUUCACAAAUGCACUGUGCUACUGAUGUCUUUCGAACAUAAUUAAACUUAAGGUUUAUUCAUUUUUAAUAACUUUAAAAUGGUGUCUGAGUUAAAAAAAUAGCAUUUGCUUUUGGAAAUAUGCCCCAAGUGUUGCAUGUUUUCAGUUCCUACACAGAGGACACUCACUGUGUCUUCAUUGUUAGGAGGGAUACAAGCUUAUGUCAUUGUUCCAGAGGGAGGGUCUUCACCUGCCAGAGCUACAAAAGUAUCCAGCCACUCCAUCGUACGGGCAUUAAAGGUACUAAACUUGCCAUUGCACACAAGUAAGUAAGGCACAAAUGUCAAGGGCAAAAAUCAAAUUUAAACCAAAAAGGCCUUCUAUACAAUGUCUAAAACAUCAGAAUCCUCCAGAAAAUUCCUUCCAGCUAGGAAGAGUAGUAGGUGCAUUCAAAGGCUGCCAGUAUAAACAAGUGACAUUUUAUAAUGAUUUAUGGCUUGGUCUCCAAAGAGAGAAACCCAGAAGUGCAAAAAUUAUUUAUCUUUAUUUUUAAAUAUCUAUAGGCAUAUAGCAAGUCUUCCUGGGAGGGGGAAUAAAGAGAUGAAAACAUGAGCCUAUGCAUAAUAAACUUAUAUACUUUGUUAUCCUAAAAUCUGUAUAGUUAUUCUUGAAUUUGAGGUGUUCAUUGUUCUUCCCCCUCCCUCCUUCACUGGUCACAGUUUGUCCAUGUUUUUAAUGAGUCUGUUAGUUAGGAUAAUUAAUAAAACAGAAUGACCCCAGCUCUAUCACACAUGCACAAAUUGGAGGUCAUGAAGGAAGAUGACUAUUUUAUUUCAGAAGAAUAGGUCUCUGUCUUCUUCUGCUCCAUUUUACCUAGGAGAUGCUGAGCCUGGUAAAUCUCUUUUCCCAUAUAACUAUUAUGUUAAACCAGUUUGAUUAUAUUUAAAAGUCACCUUUCUGUGAUCUCUCUCACUUCCUCUGAAUUCUAUUUCAUCCACAUUUUUUUCUCUCCUUUCUAAAAAUACCAAAAGAAACUUUUCUUGCUUAUUGGUACCAGAAGUUCAAAUUCUACUGAAAAGAUCAGAGAAAAUUAAAGGAAACUUUUCCAGUCAUGUAAUAUAGUAAACUAGCUGCAGCUGCAUUGUUUUAUGCUUUUGUUUUGUCCUUAUGUGUCUGUUAUGUAAAGUGUUUUAUUAAGCUAUGAUGCUGUGCAUUGUAUUGAUGUGAACUGUCAGAAUGAAAAUUAUUUGCUACCAGUGAUCUGUGUAAUUUUUAAGAAAGCAUAUGGGAAUGGAAGGAGAAUGACAUCUUAUAACUGGACUGCCUUAAAAAAUUGCAAGUAAAACCAAUCUAAAGUAAUUGCAA
This is a messenger RNA of Columba livia (rock pigeon), 2847 nucleotides long. RefSeq names its product CD44 molecule (IN blood group) (gene CD44). Gene Ontology annotation, molecular function: hyaluronic acid binding; cytokine receptor activity. Gene Ontology annotation, cellular component: basolateral plasma membrane; macrophage migration inhibitory factor receptor complex; plasma membrane. Lineage: Eukaryota; Metazoa; Chordata; Aves; Columbiformes; Columbidae. The coding region runs from base 243 to 1439 and encodes 398 amino acids. The transcript is spliced from 9 exons. Gene Ontology annotation, biological process: inflammatory response; positive regulation of ERK1 and ERK2 cascade; cell adhesion. The record is from RefSeq and is a predicted model, not a curated record.